Symbiodinium pilosum is the source of this 784-nucleotide messenger RNA. Lineage: Eukaryota; Dinophyceae; Suessiales; Symbiodiniaceae. The record is from the annotation of a GenBank genome assembly.
UAUGAAGGCGGCAAAGAAGAGGUCGCCGACAAUGAUGAAGUCGUUGAUGAACGCGCCGACCCUCCAGCUCCGGCACUUGAGCAUGACGAAGACGAAGUGGAAUUAGAUGAUGGUGAAGGCGUUCCACGUAAGGCAAAGCGGAAGAUAGAACAGUGGGGUGAUCUGAUGACUUUUGACUUCGUCGACGUGCGAGAUGCUAAAGACAGAGGCGUGGGCAUGGAUGACGACGCACGCGAGAUCCUCGUCAUCAGGGAUAUCGCCACGAAGGUAGUGGCGGCGUACCCAACUGCGUCGAGGAGCACCGACGAUGUGGUGAAAUGCCUCCAGCGAUUCAAAGGCAAGCGCAAGAUCAAGAUGGCAUACAGUGAUGAGGCAGGAGAGUUCACCGCGGCUGCCGAUAGAUUGGGCAUCAUCCUGGACAACUCACUUCCAGGGCGUCCGCGCAACAACUCGAUCGCAGAACGAACUAAUCAGUUCGUUCUGGAUACCACAUCUACCUGUCUACUGCAGGCAGGUCUCCCCGCCAGCUAUUGGCCUUACGCCAUUAACUGUGUCACUCACAACCUGAACAUCGAGGACGAAGUCUACGAAUUGGAAGGGAAGGGUACGAAGCGUGCCAAGAUGAUACCCGAGGAAGAGCAGGACAUCCUUGAUGGUAUGACCGAUGACGAAGGCGGAGAUGAUCGUGGCGGUGACGGACCAUCCGGCGACGGAGCAAAGACGAAGAAGAGCAUUGAUGCUCCACCUCGCCCCGACACUCCAACAGAACCACCUGAUGACCCAG